This is a messenger RNA of Pleuronectes platessa (European plaice), 1515 nucleotides long. It is a transcript of the gene nubp1, whose product is annotated as nucleotide binding protein 1 (MinD homolog, E. coli). The coding region runs from base 356 to 1438 and encodes 360 amino acids. NCBI's taxonomy places the organism in Eukaryota, Metazoa, Chordata, Actinopteri, Pleuronectiformes, Pleuronectidae. The record is from RefSeq and is a predicted model, not a curated record. Gene Ontology annotation, cellular component: cytosol. Gene Ontology annotation, molecular function: 4 iron, 4 sulfur cluster binding; ATP binding; ATP hydrolysis activity. The transcript has 12 exons. Gene Ontology annotation, biological process: iron-sulfur cluster assembly.
UGUGUAUGUGUGAGUGUGUGUUUGUGUGACAAGUGAUGUUCUUGCUUCGUAGGCGAAAACGACAGCAGCUUGAUUUGGGAAUAAUGAUAAAAUAAACAUUACUUUGUGCUCUGAGAUUAACACUCAGAGCACAAACCUUUUUCAAGCUUUCCUCAUUGAAGGCUGUGGAGAGGCUGGGGAGGAAUCGCAAAAGGGAAAGAGGAAGGAAAUCUCAAACGGCUCCUGCAAAAUACAGGCUCCAGCUGCACUGUUGUUUGUGUCUGCUCAGACUUUACAUGUCGCCUGGAGGGUCACCUGACGUUCAACAACCAACCAUGAAUGUGAAAGCUGUGCUGGACGGGAAUAAAGUUCGUUAAUGGCUCGUGUGAAUAGGAUUGCCGGGGUUCGGCUCCUGUCGGGGAGUCUCGUGCUGCGCGCAACCGGAACCAAAGAAGGGGGAAGACAUUCACGGUGGGACACUGGUGUAAAGAUGGCAGACGUACCAGAUAAUGCUCCUGAACAUUGCCCAGGUACAUCAAGUGAGCAAGCAGGAAAGUCUUCGUCAUGCGAGGGCUGCCCAAACCAGAAUCUGUGUGCUUCAGGAGCCACCAAGGCCCCAGACCCCGCCAUAGCAGAGAUAGGCUUGAAGAUGUCGACGGUCAAACACAAGAUCCUGGUUCUGUCGGGGAAAGGAGGAGUUGGUAAGAGCACGUUCAGCGCCCACCUGGCCCACGCUCUGGCCAGCGACAGCGCCAAGGAGGUCGCCCUGCUGGACGUAGACAUCUGUGGUCCAUCCAUUCCAAGGAUGAUGGGCUUGGAGGGAGAACAAGUUCACCAGAGCGGCUCAGGCUGGUCUCCUGUGUAUGUGGACGACAACCUGGCGGUCAUGUCUAUCGGCUUCCUGCUCAGUAGCCCUGAUGAUGCUGUGAUCUGGAGAGGACCCAAGAAGAAUGGGAUGAUCAAGCAGUUUCUGAGGGACGUCGACUGGGGGGAGUUGGAUUACCUCAUCGUGGACACACCCCCCGGCACCUCUGAUGAGCACCUGUCAAUAGUCCAGUACCUCAGCUCCACCCACGUCGAUGGAGCCGUCAUCAUCACCACACCACAGGAGGUGUCGUUGCAGGAUGUGCGGAAGGAGAUACGAUUUUGUCAGAAGGUCAAGCUGCCAAUCAUCGGAGUGGUGGAGAACAUGAGCGGCUUCGUCUGUCCUAAAUGCAAGAACACGUCGCAAAUCUUCCCCCCCACAAGUGGAGGUGCUGAGCAAAUGUGUGCGGAUCUAAAUCUACCUCUGCUGGGAAAGGUACCUCUCGACCCGAGGAUAGCGCGGAGCUGCGACGAGGGCAAAUCGUUCCUCAGUGAAGUACCUGACUCUCCUGCUGCCAAAGUCUUACAGAGCAUUGUGCAGAGUAUCCAGGACUACUGCUCCAGUCACGUGACAGAGGAGCAGGGCGCCACCUGAAGACUCACUGUGCUAAAGAGGAGCCUGGAAGAUCAGAGCUCGUCCCGGUGUCAUCAUCAACGUCUUUGUAAUAUAAG